Molecule: messenger RNA, 3067 nt
Organism: Pipra filicauda (Wire-tailed manakin)
Lineage: Eukaryota; Metazoa; Chordata; Aves; Passeriformes; Pipridae
Gene: ACSF2
Product: acyl-CoA synthetase family member 2
Exons: 21
Coding region: 1-2925 (974 amino acids)
Biological process (GO): fatty acid metabolic process
Molecular function (GO): medium-chain fatty acid-CoA ligase activity
Source: RefSeq, a predicted model, not a curated record
AUGGCGGAGCUGCGGUCUGAGAGCGGCAGCGAGGAGGAGCUGCCCAGCCUGUCCUCCCUGCUGGAGCUCCACAAGCCGAGGCCCCCGCGGCCCCCAUCUCCCGCCCCCGAAGUUGUGGUGGUGAGCAGCGGGGGCGAGGAGGCGGAGGAGGAGGUGGUGGUGGUGGAGGAGGAGGUCGCCGCUUUGCGUAGCAGGGUCGCGGCGAGAGGGGGAGCGGGUUCUGAGCCCUGCUGGCAGCCGGACGGCGGGCUUUGCGCUAGCGGUGACCUGCUGGCUCCGGGCGGCGAAGGGCCGUGGGGAGACCCAGCGCCGUCUGGAGGAGGUUGUUGGGGCGGUGAAAACAGCACGUGCGGUGCUGAGGGACCUGCGCUGCCGGUCGGCCAAGACGAGCCCAGCAGCCCCCUGGUAAGCGGAGCAAGCACAGAAACGUCCCCCCCUCCCAAGAAGCGACAGUAUAGUCAGAGGGAAAGGGAGGCAGUCUGCCAGGCUGCAUGGGAGAGGAGGAAAGAACGAGAGGCGAAGAGGAGGCUGCAGGAGGAGGAGAAAGAGAGGAAGAGAGCCCUUGCCAAGACGCUGAAAGCUCAGCGGCCGGGAGAGUGCCAGAAAUACAUAACAGUGGUGCUGGAUCCAGCCCUCUUACAGGUAGAAGGUGGUGAGCAGAUCCUUAGGGCUUUGGAGGCUGCCAGUUAUUCCUGUGUGGUUGAGAACCAGGCUGUUCCCUGCAGUAUCACCUGGAGGAGAAAGACUGUGUCGUCUCAGAUGGGAGAUGACCGGACAGAAGAACUAAAUGUCCUGGUUCUGCUUGGCUUGGGGGAGUUUUUGUCCAUGGCUCAGAAUUACAAACAAAAGGUUGACAGCUGCACAGAAGGGCAGAAGAUGACCCUGCAGAGCUAUGUAGCUCACGUGAUGGAGAAGCUACCUGGGAAAAUUCUGGCUCUGGCAGUAGUUGGAGUAGAAAAUUAUUUCAGGUCCCUCGGAGUUCAGUCAAAACAGAGACUGCAACAGGCAGCAGCGCCUGGGAACCAAGAGGACCAGAGAAAAGGGAGAAAAAGGAAAAUUAAGGAUUCUGGCCUGGAGUUAACCAGAAUGGACAUGGAAGAAGCCCUGGUGGAUCUGCAGCUGUGCACACAAGUCCAGGUCAGCUUUUUUGACAGCUGUGAGGAGCUCGGGGAAUAUGCCACUAUGUUCACAAAAGCUGUGGCUGAGGCACCAUUCAAUGCCCUGCAUACAAAGGUACCCCCUGUCUCCCCUGGAGUGACCAACAGCUAUGUCCAGGGGCCUUUAGACGUUCCCCUUCUCGACAAAACUGUGGGCCAGUGCCUGGAGGAGACCGUCGAGCGGUUCCCCGACCGCGAGGCCUUGGUGUUCUGCCGGGAUGGGGUUCGGAGGACGUUUGCCCGGUUCAAAGAGGAGGUGGACCAAGCAGCAGCUGGGCUUCUGGCUCUCGGCCUGAAGAAAGGAGACCGACUGGGGAUGUGGGGACCCAACAAAUACGAGUGGGUUCUCAUGCAGUUUGCAACGGCCCAGGCAGGAAUCAUCCUGGUAGCUGUGAAUCCAGCCUACCAGGCCUCUGAGCUGGAGUUUGUCCUCAAGAAGGUUGGCUGUAAGGCACUGGUGUUCCCCACUCAAUUUAAAACACAGAAAUACUAUGAUAUUCUGAAGCAGUCAUGUCCUGAGAUAGAAAAAUCCAGUCCAGGGGGAAUAAAGAGCAAAAGGCUACCUGACUUAUCCAUUGUUAUCAUGUUGGACUCCAAGCUGCCUGGCACCUUCCACAUGGAUGAAGUGAUGCAGGCUGGGGACAGCAGCCAGGUGAAGCAGCUAAGAGCAGUGGAGCAGACCCUGUCCUGCAAUGAGCCCAUCAACAUCCAGUUCACUUCAGGCACAACGGGAAGCCCCAAAGGAGCCACCCUCUCCCACAGGAACAUUGUGAAUAAUGCCCAUCUGAUCGGUCUGAGGCUGGGGAUCGCACAGCAGGACCAUCGCUUCUGCGUCCCUGCACCCCUCUAUCACUGCCUGGCGUCGGUGGGAGGCUGCAUGGUGAUGGCCCUGCACGGGUCCUGCUGCAUCUUCUCGUCUCCCAGCUUCGAGGGGAAGGCUGCGCUGGAGGCCGUGUCUCGAGAGAAAUGCACCUUCCUCCUUGGCACACCGACCAUGUUCAUAGACAUGCUCUCCCAGCCAGACUUUGACUCCUACGACCUGUCAUCUCUCCAGGGAGGAAUCAUUGCAGGUUCUCCUGUUCCCCCUGAGAUCAUGAAGACAAUUAUGACCAAGAUGCACAUACCAACGCUCGUGGUUGCUUAUGGGACCACGGAAAACAGCCCUGUCACCUUCAUGGGGUUCCCCAAUGACAGCAUGGACCGGAGAACCGAGACAGUGGGAUACAUCUUCCCCCACACAGAGGCAAAAAUUGAGGAUCCAGAAACAGGGAAGUCUAUGCCUCUGAACACGCCAGGGGAGCUUCAUAUCCGUGGCUACUGCGUCAUGUUGGGCUACUGGAAUGACCCUGCCAAGACAAGUGAAGUGAUCACUGCUGAGAGGUGGUACAAGACAGGGGACCUCGGGAGCCUGGAUGAGCACGGCUACUGCAAAAUUAUAGGCCGCUGCAAGGACAUGAUUAUUCGUGGUGGAGAGAACAUCUACCCAGCAGAACUUGAGCAGUUUCUCCACACCCAUCCCAAGGUUGAGGAGGUCCAGGUGGUUGGUGUGAAGGAUUCGAGGAUGGGAGAAGAGGUCUGUGCCUGCAUCCGACUGAGGGCUGGGCAGAACUGCACCGAGGAAGAGAUGAAGGCUUUCUGCAAAGGGAAGAUUUCCCAUUUCAAGAUCCCACGUUAUUUUGUGUUUGUGAGCCAGUACCCACUCACUGUCUCAGGCAAGAUUCAGAAAUACAAGUUGAGGGAGCAGAUGGAGAAGCUCCUUCAGCUCUGAGAUUGGGAUAAAUCAACUGGAGGACCAGCAGCUCUCAGUCUGCUUUUCACCUGUGCCUUGGGCUAUGCAGUGGAGACCUUCCCUCCCUGACAUCAGGCUGAUGGCACUUUUAGUCAAUAAAACAGAGCGCCUUUUUUUCCCA